Xyrauchen texanus (razorback sucker) is the source of this 3526-nucleotide messenger RNA. Its product is annotated as vasodilator-stimulated phosphoprotein-like. The record is from RefSeq and is a predicted model, not a curated record. Gene Ontology annotation, biological process: neural tube closure; axon guidance; actin cytoskeleton organization. NCBI's taxonomy places the organism in Eukaryota, Metazoa, Chordata, Actinopteri, Cypriniformes, Catostomidae. The coding region runs from base 470 to 1768 and encodes 432 amino acids. The transcript is spliced from 14 exons. Gene Ontology annotation, molecular function: SH3 domain binding; profilin binding.
CAGGAAUGAAAGCGUUUUCCUCAGAGUUAAGGAGCAGGUUGGGCUUCGGUCACGAAUGAAUGUUACAGAUCGACCGGUGGCGAACAGCAGAAACUGCGCCGCUUUGAUACUUCACAAACAAACAGCCGCGCGCAUGGAGACGCAGACAUGAAGCGAGACAUCUGGACACUUUGCCGGGAUAUUUAGAAAGGAGCGCGGCAUGAAUUCAGGAUACUGAUUAGAGUUGACACUAGCCCUGUUCCAGUAGCAACUCUCUCCACACUUCACCUCCAACCCCCUCCUUAACUCCGAAACCAGGAAAUCAACAAGCAGUGCUGCUUAUCCUUCUUCCCACAGAUUAAAGAAAAACACCAGAGCCCUUCAGUGGGUUUAUCGAUGAGGCUCACGUCGAUCUCGUCGUUUUCUCUUUUGUUUUUGCCUUUGGAAGUUCAGCUUUACAUCUGAAGGGGAUCUGCACUGUCGUCGAACAAUGAGUGAGUCGAGUAUCUGUCAGGCGCGAGCCACUGUGAUGAUCUAUGAUGAUGCCAAUAAAAAGUGGUUCCCUGCAGGCACGGGCCCCCAGGCUUUCAGCAGGGUCCAGAUCUACCACAACCCCAGCAAUAACGCCUUCAGAGUGGUGGGACGCAAGAUGCAGACUGACCAGCAGGUUGUGAUAAAUUGUCCAAUUGUGAAGAGUUUAAAAUAUAAUCAGGCCACACCCAGCUUCCAUCAGUGGCGGGACGCGCGGCAGGUGUGGGGUCUGAAUUUUGGCAGUAAGGAGGAUGCAGCGCUGUUUGCCAAUGGCAUGAUGCACGCGUUCGAGGUUCUGAAUUCCAUGCCUGAUGGAGGUUACCCUGUGCGGCCCAUGUCAAAUGGACCAUCUCUAGAAGAGCUUGAGCAACAGAGAAGAUUGGAACAACAGAGACUGGAGCAGCAAGAGAGAGAACGACAAGAGAAAGAACAACAAGAGCGAGAAAGACAAGAAAGAGAACGACAAGCAGUUUCAGUCAUUCCUCCAGCGCCUCCAUUGGCACCUGGAGGUCCUCCGGCUCCCCCUGGACCCCCACCUCCACCGGGGCCCCCUCCCUCUGGACCGCCCCCUCCACCUGGGCCUCCCCCCUCUCUAGGAGGAGGAGCUCCACCACCACCUGGACCUCCCCCCUUAGGAGGAGGCGGAGCUCCACCACCACCACCUCUGCCGCCUUCUGGAGGAGAUGGAGGAGGACUGGGGGGCGGCGGUCUCGCUGCUGCCCUAGCAGCAGCCAAACUCCGCAAAAUUCCCAAGGAUGAUUCUGGUAGUGGAGCUGGUGGAAGCAAUGUUGUUGCAGCCAGUGUGCCAGCAGCUCCUAAAGCAGACAGCAGUCGUAGCAGUGUAUCUAUGCCCAGUGGAGGAGGAGGAGGCGGCCUGAUGGGCGAGAUGAGUGCAAUACUAGCACGACGGAGAAAAGCUACAGAUAAAGGAGAGAAGCCACCCCCAAAAGUAGAAGAGCCCAAUAAUGAUGAUUCUGAUUCCCAAGGCCCUGGUGAAUUUAGGAGACCGUGGGAGAAAUCAGCUACCAUGCCCAGGACUAAUUCAGCACCCCGAGGUCUGGACUCGCCCUCUUCCUCUGGCCCAUCUACCAGGAUGAAACCUGUGAACCAAUCAACAGAGGCUGAGAGUGAAGGGGAGUCAGAGAUGGAGCGAAUUAAACAGGAACUGCUAGAGGAGGUGAGAAAAGAGCUUCAGAAGGUUAAGAAUGAAAUCAUUGGAGCUUUCAUUCAGGAGUUACAGAAAAGAGGAUCUACAUAGUCCCUCAGAAAUCGAAGGGAUCACCUCCCAGGGAUACACAUACAUACACCCAGGGACUUAACCCUUAAUCAUUACCAUUCAACCCAACAUGAGUUUUCUUUUACAUAGCUUUAUUAUUGCCAUUUCAUCUGUCAAAUUCACCCCUUUUCCUCUUUCUCUUCUCAUUUAGUUCCACAUGUUUUACGUACAUUACCACCUCCUCUUUCACACACUUGAUUCCUGUAAUCCACAGAACAUAAAGCCAGACAUCCUCACCGUAAACUAUUCAGGGACCGUAGCAUAUCAGUUAUCCCAGUGACUGUAAUGGCCAUAUACAGCCCUGUAUGAGCGACAGGGCCGCAUUAUGAUGCAGCAUUAUGGAGGCAAAAACGAGACCUGCAGUACACAAAUCUUUAUUUGGAGAUAUUCACACCAGGCCUGAUUUUGCGACUCUUUCUCAGUUCAAGGGGGAUUCUUCAGGUUCAGUUGUGUAUGUGUGGUAUGCCUCUUUUUUUUAUCUAUGCCAUCUUGUAUGCUUUUUUCUGCCCUCCGCUACCCGGUGGUUCAAACCAGCCGUUCUUAAGCUUCAGCCAUCAUUUGAGAGAUGUUUGCAAACUUUGUGUUGAGAUAUAAAAUACUACAAUGAUCAUGAUCAUUUUGUCCUGUGGCCAUGCCAAACUGCCUUGGAAAAUACAUAUAAAUAUAAGUAUAUAUUAGGUAUAUUUGUUUGAGGGAAAAUGAUAAUGUUUCUAUUUUAAUUGAAAUGAUUGGUUUAUGGGAACUUAUUGUGAUUAUUAUUGUUUUCUUUUCAGAGAUUGUUAUUUUGGAUUUUCUGUAAUUUUUUUUCUAUAGUAUAUAGGCUUUUUACACUGAAAUAUAAAGAAAUUGCAUAGAGACACUGGAUUAGAUGCCUUUAUAGUCAAAUACAGCUGCUUCUUCUACCACACUUGUGUUUUUAUCUGCAUGCCACACUUCAUGAGAAAAAAAACAAAACAAUUAUAACUAAUUUUAUGGCCAUUUCUGGCUGAUUUUUCUUGAUUUGGGUUGUUUUUUAGUUGUUGUUUGUGAUGUAUGAGCUACAAAAAUGUAUAUUAUAAUCAGAGUUGGGAGGGUUACUUUUGAAAUGUAUUCCACUACAGAUUACAGAAUACAUGGAGUAAUUUGUAACGUAAUCCAUUAGAUUACUCAAGGUCAGUAUCAUAUUCUAAAUACUUUGGAUUACUUCUUCAGCACUGGUAGAUUUUUUCACUUGUUUUGACUAUAAAAACUGUCAGUACAGUAAAACAAAAUACACAUGUUAAAAUACAUUCUCUGAAAAACCUCAAUAUCUUCUGCAGUGUUGUUUCUAAAUCAAGAUCAAUCAAACUCAUCUUUUUUAAGGAUUUUUACAGGAAAACUAAAACAUUAUCAAGAAUAUGAUUUUUGCACUAAUAUCAAAGGUCUUACAAGAAAAAAAGAAAUUAUGAUCCAAUGUGAAUUUUCUUGAUAAAAAAAUAAGAUUGUGUUUGGCAUGUGCAUGUAAAAUGGCUAGAAAUAGCAUUUUAGCUUAGCAUAAAGCUAACAAAUUACACAAUGUUUAUUUCUAUUUCUUCUGCUCCAAACUUAGUUCAAACGUACUUCUCUGUCUGCUCGUAUGAACUUAACACAUCAUAAGAAAGUGUUUCUCUGCUGUUCAAAUGCACUUUGGAUCACAUCAUUUAUAUGUAUAAAUGUUUUCCAUCUGAAAGCACUAAAUAUUAAAUUAAACAAAUGACAAUAAAAUGCAAAGUAAUCUCUGCA